UGUGUGUGUGUCUGUAUGAGAGAGAGCGCAUGUUCCAACUUAACAGAGGAGGAGAACCUGAGAGGAGCAGGAGUUAAGAAGAGGAGGGCAGAAAGCUAAGGAAGUGAGGAGCAGGGAAGGUGGAGGAGGAGGGAGGGAGGGAGGGAGGGGGGCGAGGAGGUGAACGGAGGGUGAAGAGGAAGAGUGCUGAGGGAGAGAGGGAAAGACAAAAGAAAUAGGAGGAGAGACGGAGGAGAGGCAGAGCGAGGGAGCGGAGAGUGGAGCUGUAGGGAAAUGGCUUCAGAGGAGACGGCUGGAGGGGCACGCAAAGCCACCAAGAGCAAACUGUUCGAGUUCCUCGUCCAUGGAGUGCGUCCCGGUAUGCCAUCAGGACCACGGAUGCCCCAUCAGGGGGCGCCAAUGGGUCCUCCAGGCCCACCGUACGGAGGAAACUCUACUGUUCGCCCUGGGCUCACCAAUCCGCCAAUGGAGACCAACCGCAAAAGGCCCGCCCCCUCUCAACAACACAUCCAACAGCAGCAGCAACAGCAGCAAGCGGUACAGAACAGAAACAGGAAGAAGCCGGUGGGAUUUCCUGGAGCCAGUGAGGUGCCAGGGAGGCAGAUGGACAUGAGAGAGGCCCAAUCAGAUCCCACACUCGGAUCAAACACCAAGAGGAGGAAAAUGGCUGAUAAGAUUCUUCCACAAAGGAUCCGUGAACUAGUCCCAGAGUCCCAGGCUUAUAUGGACCUGCUGGCCUUUGAGCGCAAACUGGAUCAAACCAUAAUGCGCAAGCGGGUGGACAUCCAGGAAGCACUGAAACGACCCAUGAAGCAAAAGCGCAAACUUCGACUCUACAUCUCCAACACCUUCAACCCAGCCAAGCCUGACGCAGAAGACUCGGACGGCAGCAUUGCAUCCUGGGAGCUACGGGUGGAGGGAAAGUUACUUGACGACCCAGGAAAAGUGAAAAGGAAGUUUUCAUCCUUCUUUAAGAGCCUGGUGAUUGAGCUGGACAAAGAUCUGUAUGGACCAGACAACCAUCUAGUGGAGUGGCAUCGCACUCCCACCACUCAGGAGACCGAUGGCUUCCAGGUGAAAAGGCCAGGGGAUGUCAAUGUACGCUGCACUCUGCUGUUAAUGCUGGAUUAUCAGCCGCCUCAGUUUAAGUUGGACCCGCGGCUUGCUCGGCUGUUGGGUAUCCACACUCAGACACGCUCGUGCAUCAUCCAGGCCCUGUGGCAGUACAUCAAAACCAACAAGCUGCAGGACUCCCAUGACAAGGAGUACAUCAACUGUGAUAAAUACUUUCAGCAGAUUUUUGACUGCCCUCGUCUGAAGUUCUCCGAGAUCCCUCAGCGCCUGACUAACCUGCUGCUUCCCCCUGACCCCAUUGUCAUAAACCACAUCAUCAGUGUGGACCCAAACGAUCAGAAGAAAACAGCCUGCUACGAUAUAGACGUCGAAGUGGAGGAUCCACUCAAAGCCCAAAUGAGCAACUUCCUGCUCUCGACAGCCAAUCAGCAGGAGAUUGCCUCUCUUGACAACAAAAUCCAUGAGACUAUCGAGUCCAUCAACCAGCUGAAGAUUCAGAGAGACUUCAUGCUCAGUUUCUCCCGCGAUCCCAAAGGUUACAUCCAGGACUGGCUGAAAUCCCAGAGCAGAGAUCUCAAACUGAUGACGGACGUCGUUGGGAAUCCCGAGGAGGAGAGGCGGGCGGAGUUUUACUACCAGCCCUGGUCUCAGGAGGCGGUCAGUCGCUACUUCUACUGCAAGAUUCAACAGAGAAGGCAAGAGCUGGAACAAGCCCUGGCUCUGAGGAAUACCUAGACCAAACCCAGACACCAGCUCACACUCUGACAACACUUCCACAGUCUGAGCCACACGAAUGUCCUCAUUAUCGCCACAUUGGUUUCUACAGUGAGUGAGUGAGUGUGUGUGUGAGUGUGUGUGUGUGUGUGUGUGUCUUCAUGUUUUAGUUGUCACUGUGACCCAGGACCCAAUUACACACAGCCAUUCCGAGGACCGCUUCUGUUUCUGUCUCAGCCAGUCACGGUGCUCUGCCUCAUGUAUUUUACAUCAAGACACCAAGUCACGAACCUACUUCCCGUAUCCUUGAUCCAUAAUGCCGAUCUUUAAAACGCGACACUUUAAAAAAAACGUGUCGUGUAGCGCAGACACGAACCAGGUUGCGAACGUCAUCGUUUAGGCCGACGGAAUUCCUUUUAACACACGUUUUAACGCUUUCAGUAGUUUAUCAGUAUUAUUGCUUCGAUCAUUUUUGUGAGAAUAGGUCAUAUUUCGUUGUUUCCCUCCCUCUGUAAAGAGCUCUUCAGUAAGCUGCUGCUUAAUAGAGUGUAAUUCUUGUUCAUGUACAAAUUCUUUUUAACUACCUAUAUUCGAAUUGUGUACCUUCCUUUGCUUUGAGUUGUAGCAAAUCGUAAUCAUUUUCAACGUCGUGUGCGUUAGGUUAAAGAGGUAUGACGUGGAUGUGUCACGACAGGGAUGAACAAAUCAAGACUUCAUAUGUAAAAGCUCCAGAAACCGAAUGGAAUAAGCUACAACCUGGUAGCUGUUACAUCAUGAAAUAAUGUAAUACUAUAAGGCAAGCUAGUUAGCUAGUGAAGUUCACUUUGUUUUAUAUAAGUCGGUCAGAAUUACGAACGGUACCUAGGAAUGAGGAAAAAAAAAAAAACCCCCCCCGACUCAUUUGUCCAUCCCUGAACUACAUUUGUAGCUACAAGUUCCCAAAUUCAGGACUCUGUAUUCACUGUGCAGUAUUAUUCUAUUCGAAAGGAAAUGUUUUCUCUCGUACGUUGGUAAAUACACAGUACCGACUUCACAGUAUUUGGCGUUUCACACCAUACUUCACCUUAGUUAGCCUAUAUGCUAAUCACUACAUUGUUAACAUGCAGCGUUUCUUGGUAAGUUCAUACAUAGAGUAAGUCUGAUGUAGGUAGUAACAAGUUGUACAUAUGUAAGAAUUACUCCGUACUAAACACUAAAGCCCUUUAAAGAGUCUUUUUUUGUUUGAUCGGUAUUUAUAAAGUGUAAUAUGUGACCUGCGCCAUCGUUCUGAGAUUUAUACAUCUCUGAAGCGCAACAUUUCAGACCUACGACCAAUAAGAUCUUCGUGGAGGAUUAGGAUGUGCUCACUUGGGUUGAUUGUAAUCCAAAACGUUUUGGCAGGUACUUGCUCGUUCAAGGUUUUCCAAAUUAAACAGAAGGAGAGAAAGAGAGAGAGAGAGAGAGAGAGAGAGAUGUAACGUGUAGCUGAUUAGCUUUUCUACAGCUUUUUCCUCAAAAGUAGUAAAUGCCUCAUUUGAACGUUUGAGAGCUUCCCAGCUAUAUUUGUUGUUUGACGUUUACAGCAGUAUUGGCACAGUCAAAAAAAAAACAACAAGUUGAGACUUUAUUUAAAUCAUAACCAAUAAAACCCUAAAAACAGACCCGCACACGGUUUCCACACAGAUAGACGAUUGCGACUUCCGACUGCAAACAGUGUGGAACGUGUCACAUAUGAUUAAGAUCAUAUAAGUAGAAGGUCUCAGAAACAAACCCAUGCGGUUUUUCUUCCCAUCCCCCAUCCCCCAAAAAAAGUAUAAUGAUCUAAGCUGCUGGUCAGCAGUCGACGUGUCAAAAUCUGCUUCCUCCAGCCGAAUAUUUGCAUUUGACUGAUGUUCAUUAAACGACAAUUCCUACUUUGAAGGAUUUAAGUUUGCAGUGUUUUAAAACACUUUCUUUUGCAAGGUCGUUAACCCACAAUGAAGGUUAUGUGAAAAGAAUGAAGUCCAGUAUGAAGCGUAGUCAAUUCUUCCAAAAUAAAAAAAAAAAAUGUAAAAAGUCCGUUGACACUUUUGCUUGUAUGCUUUAUUAAAUAGACCACAGGUCAGGAUUGUAUAAAUACUGACACAUGAUUUUGUUGAUAUCUGUGAGAUAAUCUCAAUGGGUCCAAAGCCUGUGUUUACUCUACAUGCAAGUGUGAACAGUACUGAUCUACUCAUAUUCUGUCUGUUUUAUGGCUUUCCUGUUGGAUUCUGUACCAGCGGUCUCAACAGCUUAGGGUUAAAGUAUUUAUUAUGUCAUUUCAUGAUGAAGGGCACUGACUGAAUGAACGCUGUAGAAACUGGUAAAUAUUAUGUUUAGUUUGUAGUUCAAAAAAAAAAAAAAAAAUUUAAAAAAAAACACGCCUCGGUCGAGUACCACAACGUUUGAAACUUUUGCACUAAGUUGUUAAUCACGAGUCGGUCGAUUUGAAAUAUUGUUCACUUGAACCGAGGGAAUGAAAUGAAGGAAAAGAAAAGCUGACCUGUGCUCGUUUUUUGUUAGUUGAUAUGUUGUGUACUGUAUCACCGGUGUAACGUUGUCCUCGCCUCCCCACUGGCUGUGUGUGUGUUGGUUCUCAGCCCAGUUCGAGGGUAACAACCGGGUUGUUAUAAAUGCCUGAGCGCUUCACAUCAAACGUCUUCUCGUGGAAGGAGAGUUCACGCUUUCUGCGCAGCCUCAGUCAAAAUGAUCUCUGAGGGUCAGCGUCCACUUUUCUUAAAGCCUACGCAUGCUGCAUGGACAGAUUUUUAUACUUUCAUACACGGACGUUUCACACUCUUCACACUGAUGGAGGAAACCGGAAGAACAACACCGACUCGCAGAGAACUGUGGGUCAAAGCUCGAGGGGGGAAGAAAAAAAAAAGGACAAAAGAUGACCCGUUCUGGUCAGCUACUGUUUUAUUUUUUAAAAGUCUUCUGUAUUGCUGUUGUCUUGUCUUUAUAAAAGACUUAGUGAUUUUAGUAUGGGGGUGGGGGGGAAAAAAAAUAGAAGCACACAACAGAUUUCUACCAAGAUGCGUCCAGGUUCUGUGUCGUUCAUCGAGACUAUAGCACCCCCUACUGAAGCUCCUGAACACAGCAUCUACCGGAUCACAGAUCAUGAUCAUGCUAGAUGUUUCCACUUCAGCACCAGUGUGGACUCUUAAAUGCUCUGUAUUUUCCGUUCUCCUGCUGAUUUCUUCCUCAGCCCACUAGCUGUCACACGGUGGAGUGAUGGAGCCACCAUAAAAAUCCAACAAAACAUCUGUCACUAAUGUUGUUUUUUUUUUUGUAAUCAAUUGUUAUACACAAAUGCAACAUGUUAAUCUGAUACUUAUUCACCACAGCGAUGACGCCGACAUGAUGGUUGGUGUCGUACUGCUAGGUUAAGAUCCACCAAACUACGUGAAGACCCAUGUAACGUUGACUAAGAAAUAUAAUUAGUCGAAAUUGCAUUGAGUAGUUGUUGUUGUUUUUUUUUUUUUUGUUUUGUUUUUUAAAUAACUGAUUAAAUCUUUUACAAGACUUCCAUCGGGUCACGCCUGCAUGCACGUCUGUGUUACAGGUCAACUUCCACCAGCUCUUGAUGCCAACUGUGGCCUGUAUUUUAAGUCUGAUGUCAACACAGAACAAUUUGUAUGCAAUGGAUGUACAUGACGGAUCAGCCGAGUGGUUUUCUAGUCAGUGUUGAUGAACUUUCUGUACACAUGCAGUAGGGUGUUUUUUUGAUGCUACACUAUGAUUAGGUUUCUCACUCGUACUGUUCUAUAUUUUCGUUGUUCACUUUCAACAGAGAGAACGUAGAAUGAGAAUCACAAGUGUGGAUGUAAAUAAUAAUAAUAAUAAUAAAAAAAAAAAGCGCUUGCCAAAGUUUGUAAAAGAAACCGGCUCCUGAGGCUGUUGUGACUUUUAUUUGUGUGUGUGUGUGUGUGUGUGUGUGUGUGUGUGUGUACUGACUUGAGAACUCAUUCUAAAACCAGAUUCAUUACUGAAAGGACAAUGUGAGACAUUUCCAGACUUUCUAGAACCUUCCAGUAAUAUAAAUACAGGUGCUUAAGCCCACCAGUUUAGUUUAGUUCCAAGCCACCACUGCCCCCAGUGUAUAGGUGUCCUGCUCGGAUGAAACACACACAACUUUGGUCAUAUAGUAUUUAUAUC
Molecule: messenger RNA, 5943 nt
Organism: Ictalurus furcatus (blue catfish)
Lineage: Eukaryota; Metazoa; Chordata; Actinopteri; Siluriformes; Ictaluridae
Gene: smarcd3b
Product: SWI/SNF related, matrix associated, actin dependent regulator of chromatin, subfamily d, member 3b
Exons: 14
Coding region: 274-1809 (511 amino acids)
Biological process (GO): regulation of transcription by RNA polymerase II
Cellular component (GO): SWI/SNF complex; nucleus
Source: RefSeq, a predicted model, not a curated record